Sinocyclocheilus grahami is the source of this 2138-nucleotide messenger RNA. RefSeq lists its product as uncharacterized. Lineage: Eukaryota; Metazoa; Chordata; Actinopteri; Cypriniformes; Cyprinidae. The coding region runs from base 782 to 1897 and encodes 371 amino acids. The record is from RefSeq and is a predicted model, not a curated record. The transcript is spliced from 8 exons. Gene Ontology annotation, cellular component: voltage-gated potassium channel complex. Gene Ontology annotation, biological process: regulation of potassium ion transmembrane transport. Gene Ontology annotation, molecular function: calcium ion binding; potassium channel regulator activity; NAD+-protein-arginine ADP-ribosyltransferase activity.
AUGAGUCAUUAAAUAAUGCAUUUUUGAGCUUGAUAGCCACGGGUAAAAAUUAUACUAAACAUAAUAUGUGAACCCAUCUCAAGGACAAACAAUUCCAAAUUCAGCCCUCCAAAAAUAAAGAAGGUUCAAUUUAAGAUCUUUUCAUUUCAAGACUAAGUAAAUAAUAUGUAAUGUUGUAGUGCCUGAGACAGAUCAGACACGCAAUUAUUUGUUGUAUUUAAUAAAUAAUCCACAAUAGAUCUCACCCAACAUAAAAAAUCACGUGCCUCUUAAACCCGUCACAUUUUAGCCUUGACGUCACUGAAGCGUUUUCUGAGUUGUACAACAGUCAGUCAUUGUUUGUGGACACCACAGAAAUGAAAAUUAGGGACAAAUAGCACAAAAAAUGACAAUUUGUUAACCAUUUCUUGACUAGUUUUGACUCCAAUAUGGGAUUUUUUUUAUUUUAAAUGAAUCUCUGCACAUGGCUGACAAUUAUAAUUCUACCACCUCAUUAAAAAUAUUUGCCUUACGUUCUUAAUGUUUAAUUUUUCUUCUUUUUUAAAAAUGUUCUAUUGUUAGAUUCUUCUGCUGUCUGGCUUUGUUCAUUCCUGAUCACGGUAGCGAUUGAAAUGCAGGAAGGAAGAGGCAGAGCACAGCCUUGAUAAGCUUUCCUGUAAAUGUUUUUUUUUGUCAGUCUGUGAACACCCUGCAGUUCUGACCGUUUGCUGUCUCCUCGCCUAACUGACCCUAAAAAUACAGACAUCUUGAGACGACCUGUGCACAUACGCCAACUAAUACGAUGGGAAGUUUGAGGUUCCAUGCAUUUCUCCUGCUGCUCUUGUACACUAGUGUGGUGCAGAUAACUGAAGAAGUGAUACACAUGGGCUUGUUUCCUGAAGCUGCUGAUUACUCGUUCUACAACUGUCGGAAAGAGAUGCUGCAAAUGGUCACAAAAAGUGGAGGUCUGCUGCAGACAGAGCUUAACAACAAUGCUGAUUUUAAAACUAUGUGGCGAAACGCAACAUCCAAAAAGGCCAUUCCAGGGAGUACACCGGAGCACAUGGCUGCGCUGCAGAGCUAUGUUGAAGCUACUCCUGAAUUUCAUGAAAAAUUCAAGAAGUUGGUUCAGAACAAUGGCAGGGGCAGGUCGACUUCCCAAGACGAGUUUCCUUUCAAAUCUCUUUUCUUCCUGCUGACAGAUGCCAUGCAACUCAAAGGCCAAAAGAAAUGUCGUACAGUGUACUCUGGCACAGAGAAGGAAUAUAUCACCAAAAUUGGGGAGAAAGUACGUUUUGUGAGUUUUUUCCCAGCAAAACUGCAAUAUACUUCUGCAACCGAGGAUGCAAGUGUAGAUGAAAACACUGGGACUGUUUUCAACAUCACGUCUUGUUCUGUGAUCAGCCUUGAAGAUUAUGGGUGUAGUUCAGAGGAAAUGGAUGCGCUAAUAUCACCCACUGACGUUUUCACAGUUGAGGAUAUCACCACUGUUAAGAUCUUUAACAGACAUCUUGCAGACGUACAUUCAUCAAAGUAUGCUCAGUUUCUUUUCAAUGCAUUUGAUAAAGAUAAGAACGGCUCUCUUAGCUUUGAGGAGUUAGUCUGUGAUCUCUCUGUUUUGUUGAGAGGCUCUACUGAAGAGAAGCUGAACUGGGCCUUCAAUCUAUACGACAUCAACGACGAUGGACAGAUCACUAAAGAGGAAAUGUUGGAUAUAUUGAAGUCUAUUUAUGAUUUGAUGGGGAAAUCUAUCCAUCCACGACUGAAAGAAGAGGCAGUGAGGCAACACGUCAGAAUGUUCUUCCAAAAAAUGGACAUAAACCAGGACGGUGUAGUAACUAUUGAUGAAUUCAUUGACUGCUGCCAAAAAGAUGAGAGUAUAAUGCAGUCUCUUAAGAUUUUUGACAAUGCUGUUUAGAUGUUAGUCAGCACUUGGAUGAUUCUCACCGGAUAACGCCAGCUUUCCUGCGCUGCUGCUCUGGACUGCUCCAGACUGUCUUUUGUGAACUGACCGCUGAAUGUAGAACCUCGCUAGACGUUUGGGGCCGUUGUGUGAUGCGAAUGUAAGUGCAGUGGUAAAACAGCAGCACAUCAUCAGUGUUACUGUAUUCUAAUUCUCAUUUUUAGCACUGACCAGCUGUUUCUUACUCACUGUAUCA